GGGCGGGCGGGGGCGGGCGGGGGAGCGGCGGCGGCGGCGGGCGGGAGCCGCGCUCGCUCCAGCUGUUUCCCGCCUUGGGCCGCGGGCAGAGGCCGGAGCCGGGCCGGGAGGGGCUGAACCGGGCCGGGACGAGCCGGGCUGGGCUGAACCGGGCCCCCCGCCCCCGUUAUGGAGUACUUCAUGGUGCCGGCCCCCAAGGUGCCGGCCCUGCAGCACUUCAGGAAAUCCGAGAAGGAGGUCAUCGGUGGGCUCUGCAGCUUGGCCAACAUCCCACUGACUCCAGAGACCCAGCGGGACCAGGAGCGGCGGAUACGCAGGGAAAUCGCCAACAGCAACGAGAGACGGCGGAUGCAGAGCAUCAAUGCUGGCUUCCAGUCCCUGAAAACCCUCAUCCCACACACGGAUGGGGAGAAGCUCAGCAAGGCAGCCAUCCUCCAGCAGACGGCCGAGUACAUCUUCUCCCUGGAGCAGGAAAAGACUCGGCUACUGCAGCAGAACACCCAGCUCAAGCGGUUCAUCCAGGAAUUCAGUGGCUCCUCCCCGAAACGGCGACGGGCAGAGGACAAAGACGAGGGGAUCGGCUCGCCAGACAUCUGGGAAGAUGAGAAGGCCGAGGAUCUGCGUCGGGAGAUGAUUGAGCUCCGGCAGCAGCUGGACAAGGAGCGCUCGGUCCGCAUGAUGCUGGAGGAGCAGGUUCGCUCCCUGGAGGCCCACAUGUACCCCGAGAAGCUGAAGGUGAUUGCUCAGCAGGUGCAGCUCCAGCAGCAGCAGGAACAGGUGAGGUUGCUGCACCAGGAGAAGCUCGAGCGCGAGCAGCAGAUCCGAACCCAGCUCCUGCCAUCACAUGCUCCCCCAGCGCCCACCCACCACCCCACCGUGAUCGUUCCAGCGCCGCCUCCCUCCCAUCAUGUCACCGUGGUCACCAUGGGCCCAUCCUCGGUCAUCAACACGGUCUCCACGUCCCGGCAAAACCUGGACACCAUCGUUCAGGCGAUCCAGCACAUCGAGGGCACGCAGGAGAAGCAGCUGCAGGAAGAGGAGCAGCGACGCGCCGUCAUCGUGACGCCGGCGCGCGCCUGCCCCGAGCCCUCCGCCUCCGACACCGCCUCCGACACCGAGGGCAACGACAGUGACUCCAUGGACCAGAGCAAAGAGGAGCCCUCGGGGGACGGGGAGCUGCCCUGACACCCCCCGCCAGCAGCUGGGGAGGGAAGCCGGGGCAGGGGGGGGAAACGUCAGAGAAUAUGCUGAAAUUUUUAAAAAAUACAACGUGAUUUGGGUCUCUUUUAUGACCUUUUUCCAAUACUGUAAAGCAGAGCGUUAGAGGCAGGCAAAGGUCACCCGUCAGCUCCCAGGGGGGUGGGGGCUUAGGAGUGGCCACAGUGGGGCAUGGGGGGCUUGGGGCAUGGUGGGGGGCGUUGGGAAGGGGGGUCACAGCCCCCCACCCUGGUUUAUAACCCCCCACCUGCCAACCCACAGGGAAUCCUGCCAAGCUGGCAGCAGCCCCACUGUUCCUGAUGGUGUUCCCUUGGGACAGGGCCUUUGGUUGGGAUCUUAAUUUGGUUUUUUCCUUCUCUUGUGUUUUUUUUUUUCCUUUUACUUAAAUGUUUGUUUUUAAGCAGGGGGGGAGAUGCCAAGUGACAUGGCAGCAGGGGCAGGACAGGGAUCCCUGAUUUCAGGGUACCACCAUGGCUCCUGCACCCCACAUAGGGCAGGGAAAACCCCCUUGGAGAGUAAAAUAACCCUGGGAUGAUGCCAUUGGAGCACGGCAGGAGGGCUGGCAUAUGCCAUCCCUCCCUGGCAUUUCCAGCACCCACCUCCUUGGCACAGGGAUGGCAGGUUGGGGGCUGAUUUUUACACCCCGUCCCUGUCCUUGUGCCCAUUCCUGUCCCCCCCACCCCAUUCCCAUCCCUCCUUUAAGCACUUAACCUGGUUUGUGGGGUCUGUCAGCUCCGAAGAGCUUUUCUAUUUUGUGAUUGUGUCGCUUGGGUCUGUCGUGGCGGGUGGGGGGUCCCUGUUUUGUGCAUCCCCCCCUCGCCCCACUGCCCCCCACCCGGCUGUAGGGUUUUAGGCCAGUCGUGUGUAGAGCCUCGGUGGUAUUCAGUAGGUUCCCCCCCAGCUGCAGCUGUUUCUCGGUUCCUUUCCCCUUUUGUUUUUGUUUUUUUGGGUUUUUUUGUUUUGUUUUGGUUUUUUUUUUUUUUUUGUAUUUUUUUUUUACAAUUUUCAGGUCUUUGUGUUGAUUGAGAAGCUAUUCUAUUUUGUUAAGAAAGUUGAAAAAAAAAAAAGAGGCUCGUGCCUUUGUAAAGAAACAAAAUAAAGUUUGUACUUGGUUUUU
Passer domesticus (house sparrow) is the source of this 2335-nucleotide messenger RNA. RefSeq names its product transcription factor AP-4 (gene TFAP4). Gene Ontology annotation, cellular component: nucleus. Gene Ontology annotation, biological process: regulation of transcription by RNA polymerase II. The transcript has 7 exons. The record is from RefSeq and is a predicted model, not a curated record. Lineage: Eukaryota; Metazoa; Chordata; Aves; Passeriformes; Passeridae. Gene Ontology annotation, molecular function: DNA-binding transcription factor activity, RNA polymerase II-specific; protein dimerization activity; RNA polymerase II cis-regulatory region sequence-specific DNA binding. Bases 169 to 1185 code for a protein of 338 amino acids.